CAACAGGAUGUCUGUGGGUGUCUUUUCUACACGCUCAUGAUCAGGAAAUGAAAAGUAACGGUUUGUUUAAGGCUGCGCUCAUUUCUAAUCCUCCAGAUCAUUCUGUGAUAAUCAAACCCAGUGAUCUGAACACACUCUGAGGACUUAAUCAUGUGGGCAGAAGACGACUUGGGUCCUCCAGGAGUUGUGUGUCUUCAAAGCCGCGUAGAGCCGAUAGAUAAAGGAGUGUAUCUGAUGUAUCACGGCACGUCCCGAUCAGCUGCUGAGAGUAUCAUAGUUUAUGGAUUUAGGCAAUCUGCAGGUGGCAUGCUGGGGCGUGGCGUUUACCUCAGCCGUGAUCUUAAUAAAGCCAGCAGAUACCCUCUGGAUUUACCUGAGAACCAGAGAGUCGUCCUGCGUGUAAAAGUUAAUGUAGGAAGAGUGAAGAAAAUUGAUCGUCAAGGUCACCCACUGCAGAAGAGCUGGCAUGAUAACGGGUACGACACAGCCUGGUGUCCCCCGAACUGUGGCAUGGUUCCCAGUGGUCUUGAAGAAGACUGUGUGUGGGAUCCGAACCGUAUCCAGGUUAUUGAUGCAAUUUAUCCAACCCCUUCACACUGGUGUAGCAUACUCCGUUCAGAGCCUGCAGAGGGAAAAGUGUACCUGAUGUAUCACGGCACUUCCCGAUCUGCUGCUCUGAGUAUCAUGGCUCAUGGCUUUAAGCAAUCUGCAGGUGGCAUGCUGGGGCGUGGUGUUUACCUCAGUCGUGAUCUUAAUAAAGCCAGCAGAUACCCUGUGGAUUUACCUGAGAACCAGAGAGUCGUCCUGCGUGUAAAAGUUAAUGUAGGAAAAGUGAAGAAAAUUGACCGUCAAUAUCACCCACUGCAGAAGAGCUGGCAUGAUCACGGGUACGACACUGCCUGGUGUCCCCCGGGGUGCGGCAUGGUUAAGAGUGGUCUGGAAGAAGACUGUGUGUGGGAUCCCAACCGUAUCCAGGUUAUUGAUGCAAUUUAUCCAAGAUCUCAAACUGGUAAAAUCUCACUUGCAGUGAUCUGAAUACACUCUGUGGACUUCAUCAUGUGGGCAGAAGACGACUUGGGUCCUCCAGGAGUGCCGAGUCUUGAGAGCCGUUCAGAGCCUGCAGAGGGAAAAGUGUAUCGGAUGUAUCACGGCACUUCCCGAUCUGCUGCUCAGAUGAUCAUGGCUCAUGGCUUUGAGCGAUCUGAAGGUGGCAUGCUGGGGUGUGGUGUUUACCUCAGUCGUGAUCUUAAUAAAGCCAGCAGAUACCCUCUGAAUUUACCUGAGAACCAGAGAGUCGUCCUGCGUGUAAAAGUUAAUGUAGGAAGAGUGAAGAAAAUUGACCGUCAGGGUCACCCACUGCAGAAGAGCUGGCACGAUCACGGGUACGACACUGCCUGGUGUCCCCCAGAGUGCGGCAUGGUUCCCAGUGGUCUUGAAGAAGACUGUGUGUGGGAUCCCAACCGUAUCCAGGUUAUUGAUGCAAUUUAUCCAAGAUCUCAAACUGGCCACUGGAAUGACCUGUAAACUCACAGUUAUCAGCAGAAGGUUUUAUACAUUGUUGACUUACAGUAUGCACUGUAUGUUAAGUAUGUUAAAUAUGAUAUACACUGUACUGGAGAAUCCAAAAUAAAUCAAUAAGGAACCGAA
Molecule: messenger RNA, 1647 nt
Organism: Astyanax mexicanus (Mexican tetra)
Lineage: Eukaryota; Metazoa; Chordata; Actinopteri; Characiformes; Acestrorhamphidae
Gene: gig2e
Product: grass carp reovirus (GCRV)-induced gene 2e
Exons: 4
Cellular component (GO): cytoplasm
Molecular function (GO): NAD+ poly-ADP-ribosyltransferase activity
Source: RefSeq, a predicted model, not a curated record